GACCUAGCAUUCAAUAUCAGAUGAGCUCUUGGGUACACUCUCUGAAAAUAUAGCAAAUUGUGGUGGAUACACUGCCUAGCAUGAGAGAGUGUGUGCAUACAGAAAGAUCUUUCUAUAAAAGGUCAAUCAGUCUCCCAUGCGUCACUGUAACGCCUUCUACCUCCAACGAGUUCCAAUAAAUCGACUUUAUCAUCAUGAUUUCCGCGUCCAGCAUCACGGCCAUCCUGGCCUUCUGCGCAUCUAGCGCCUCAGCCUGGGUUAUCGGCAAGGAGCAAACCGAAACGCACCCCAAGAUGACCUGGCAGCGCUGCACAGGCAAGGGCGGUAAUAGCUGUACGAAUGUCAAUGGUGAGAUUGUCAUUGACGCCAACUGGCGCUGGCUUCACGUUACUAGCGGGUACACCAAUUGUUUCGACGGCAACGAGUGGAACAAGACUGCGUGUCCGAACAAUGACGCUUGCGCCAAGAACUGCGCUAUCGAAGGUUCAGAUUAUAGGGGCUCGUAUGGUAUUACUACGUCUGGGAACUCUCUUACCCUCAAGUUCGUCACGAAAGCCCAGUCCUCGACCAACAUCGGAUCCCGCACGUACCUCAUGAAGGAUGCGAACAGCUAUGAGAUGUUCAAGCUCAUUGGAAACGAGUUUACGUUCGAUGUCGAUCUCUCGCAGUUACCUUGUGGCCUUAACGGAGCCCUGUACUUUGUUUCCAUGCCUGAAAAGGGACAUGGAACACCGGGUGCCAAAUACGGAACUGGAUAUUGCGAUGCGCAGUGCGCUCGUGACUUGAAAUACAUCGACGGCAAAGCCAACGCUGAGGGGUGGCAAGCUUCAUCAUCCGACCCGAAUGCUGGCGUUGGAAAGAGGGGCGCUUGCUGCGCUGAGAUGGACGUUUGGGAGGCAAACUCCAUAUCCACCGCCCUGACUCCCCACUCUUGCCAACCCGAGGGCUACUCCGUCUGCGAAGAUGACAAGUGCGGCGGCACCUACUCCCUCGAUCGCUACGCAGGAUCUUGCGAUGCUAAUGGUUGCGACUUCAAUCCCUACCGCGUCGGAGUGAAGGACUUCUAUGGCAAGGGCAAGACAGUCGACACUUCCAAGAAGAUGACAGUCAUUACCCAGUUCCUAGGCUCUGGCAACCAGCUCACUGAACUCAAACGAUUCUAUGUUCAAGACGGCAAAGUCAUAAGCAACCCCGAGCCCACGAUCCCGGGUAUGACCGGCAACUCAAUCACCCAGGAGUGGUGUAACACCCAGAAGAACGUUUUCCAAGAGGAAAUCUACCCCUUCAACGAGUUCGGCGGUAUGGCGUCCAUGGGUAAGGGUAUGGAGCUCGGCAUGGUGCUCGUAAUGUCGCUCUGGGAUGACCAUUAUGCCAACAUGUUGUGGCUUGAUAGCAACUACCCCACUGCAGCUGACCCAGCCAAGCCGGGCGUUGCGCGUGGUGAGUGCGAUAUUACGAGCGGUGUCCCGGCUGAUGUCGAGUCCGCCAACCCGAAUGCUCAAGUUGUGUUCUCGAACAUCAAGUUUGGUCCUAUCGGAUCAACCUUCCAGCAGCCCGCAUGAGCUUUCCAAAGGGAUGCUCGGGGUGGCGGUCGUUGGAGGACUGUUGAUGGGCGCGCAUCAGCGAUGUCGGAAGAAGUGGACGAGAAGAUGCGUGUAUAUAAAUUGAUGUGCUCCCAUGUCAUUCGCUCGCUAUUGUAUUAAAUAAGACCCCCAGAUGUGUUAUAGUUUAAUGGUAACACAUUGCAUCUACCCCAUCCCCUCGGGAACUUCGAGUGUAUAGCUCCCAGUCUUGGUAGUAGUAGGUGUGACCAUUGUGGAUGUAUUAUGGA
Cucurbitaria berberidis CBS 394.84 is the source of this 1831-nucleotide messenger RNA. RefSeq names its product glycoside hydrolase family 7 protein. Gene Ontology annotation, molecular function: hydrolase activity, hydrolyzing O-glycosyl compounds. The transcript is spliced from 3 exons. Gene Ontology annotation, biological process: carbohydrate metabolic process. The coding region runs from base 195 to 1562 and encodes 455 amino acids. The record is from RefSeq and is a predicted model, not a curated record. NCBI's taxonomy places the organism in Eukaryota, Fungi, Ascomycota, Dothideomycetes, Pleosporales, Cucurbitariaceae.